Messenger RNA from Eriocheir sinensis (Chinese mitten crab), 4062 nucleotides. Its product is annotated as contactin-3-like. The coding region runs from base 1 to 2964 and encodes 987 amino acids. NCBI's taxonomy places the organism in Eukaryota, Metazoa, Arthropoda, Malacostraca, Decapoda, Varunidae. The transcript is spliced from 16 exons. Gene Ontology annotation, molecular function: protein binding. The record is from RefSeq and is a predicted model, not a curated record.
AUGAUGGUGGAAUGGGAAAGGGCGGUGGUGAGUGUGGUGGAGACGCUGGUGGAUCGCACGGUGGCUCUCCCCUGCAAGGCCAUCCUCCACCCCCCGCACGACGACACCCCCAACCUGCUGCUCUUCUACCGCCACCCCUCCAACAUCCCCUUCUUCAGCUAUGACGCACGCACAGGGGACUUCUGGCGAGCGGGGACUCCAAAGACCAGGGACGCGAAGUACGAGGACCGCGUGUCCCUCAACCUGACGCAGCCCCAGCUCGUGCACCUCAACCUGGAGCGGGUCACCUUGAAGGACCGCGGGGACUUCACCUGCCGCGUCGACUUCCUGAGCUCACCUUCCCUCACCUCCGUGGUCAAGCUGCACGUGUACGCGGACCCCAGCGCGGGCCCGACCAUCCGUGUGGGCAGCGGUCUUCACGGGCUGCCCCUGCGCGCGCACUCCGAUGUGGGACCUUUCUACGAGGGCGAAAUGCUCAACCUAUCCUGCUCCGUGACGGGGGGCUUCCCCCCGCCGGUGGUCACGUGGUGGCAGGGCCUGGAGCUCCUGGACAACACGAGUCACGUGCUCAACGACUCCCGCGCGGCGCCGCAGACGGUCAACGAGCUUGUGGUUGGCCCGCUGACCCGCGCCCUGGUGCAGCAGCCGCUCACGUGCCGCUCCGAGAACAACCCGCUCUCGCCGCCCAUCGACCGCAGUGUGCACGUCAAGAUACACAUGGCGCCGCAGAGCGUGGAGCUGGUGCAGGCGGCGACGGUGCGGGCAGGACUGGAGGAGCGCCUGGAGUGCCGGGCCAAGGGCGCCUACCCCGAGGCCAACAUCACGUGGACGCUGGAUGGCAAGAAGCUCAACUUUACGGCCAAGGAGACGCGGCAGGUCGGGCAGGACACAGUGUCGUGGGUACGGUUCAUCGCCUCGCCGCCUGACAACGGGGGCGUCCUGGCCUGCACCGCCUCCUCCUCCACGCUGCCCGACCCUCCCGUCACCACCAACACCACCCUCAACGUUACCCACGCCCCCAAGGUCAGGCUGCAGCUGGGGUCGUCGCUGCGGCCGGACCACAUACGACAGGGGGACGAUGUGUACUUCGACUGCCUCAUCGUCUCCAACCCGGAAUUCACCCGCAUCUCCUGGUACAAAGAGGAGACGGAGGUGCACCACGACAAGAACGCCGGCGUGCUGGUGGGCGGCACGAACCUGGUGCUACAGAGCGUACAGCGGCCCGACGCGGGGACCUACACCUGCCGGGCCACCAACGCCGUGGGCACCUCCCGCAGCAACACCCUCAGCCUCAGCAUUCAGUACGUGCCCAUGUGUGCUCAGAAUCGCGUGACGGUGACGGCGGUGGAGGGUGAGGUGGUGACGCUGCAGUGUGCCGUCGACGCCUACCCCGCCAACGUCACCUUCUACUGGCUCUUCAACAAUACCGUGGACUCUACACGCUUCAGGGAGUCCGAGUACACCAGCGAGGGCUCCGUGUCCAGGCUUCGCUAUGUGGCCUACUCCGCGCGGGACUACGGCACGGUGUUCUGCUGGGCCUCGAACGUGGUGGGCAGGCAGGAGGACCCGUGUGCCUUCAUCCUUCAGCCAGCAGGUGCUCCGGAUAGCGUAAGGGACUGCGUGCUCACCAACCAGUCAGCGGGGUCCCUCCACAUCACCUGUAAGCCUGGCGCCGACGGAGGACUCACCCAGACCUUCAGGGCUGAGGUGUAUGCCGGGGGCUCCCUCAAGCCAGUGCGGGUGCUAGAGGGCAUGUCCCCCGUGUUUACCCUGGAGGGCUUGGCUCCGGGGGGCGACUACGUGGUCACUGUGACGGCCAUCAACCGCAAGGGCACCUCGCCGCCUGUGUCCCUGGAGGCCUUUACCCUCAAGGUGGCGGAGAACAGAAUGAGUGAGUACUUGGAAGUCUCGUCCUCGCCCGCGGUGGCAGUCUCAGGCGUGUCCAGCAGCCAGCCGGAGCCCGAGGUGACGGAGGGCGGCGCCGUGUCUCCGCUGCUCGGCGUCUUCCUGGGCGUGGUGGGGGCCCUGCUGCUCCUCGCCGCGGCCGCCAUCUUCAUCACGAGGCGACACUGUUCCCGCAACCCUGGCAGGACGCCGGACCUGGUGGCGGGGCAAGAGCUGGAGGCGAAGGGCAGCGCCGGGGAGGCCACGACCACCAAGGGCGAGGCUGUGGAGAACCCGGACCUGACGGAGGCUGAGCCCUUCCUGGCCACCUCUGAGGGCAGCACUGGGACGGCCUCAACCCCUGCCAGCGCUGGGGGCGGGGGGGCGGUGUUCACCAUCCCCGCCCACAUUCCACCCCCGCCCCAAUACUGCUCUGCCUCCUGUAACGACCUGUCGCCCACUCAGCAUGCCCUUCAGCACUCAGCAGGCCCCCAGCACCAGCACCAUGUCCCCUGCACUAUGGGUAGUCAGCACACGGCUUCUCGCCCCCCGGUCACUCAGCACCCUAUGCACCACACACAAGGGCCUCCACAGACCCUUCAACGCUCCUCUCCCUUGCAGCACUGCCUCCAGCGCUCCUCGUCCCUGGAACAGUGCUCGGGCCACGGCCUCAUCCCGCAGCCCUGCGUGGUGCGCGCCUCGCCUCCGAUGCGGCCCCAGCAGCACCACGGCACCCCGGCGGCCAUCUCCCUGCAGCACCCUGCGCGCCCGCAGAUCAUCUACACCACAGGCACGGACGCCGCCAUGCAGGGCCAGCAGCACCCGGGCGCCAUCCACUACGUGCAGCCUCAUGUGGGCCUGGUGGGCGACACGCAGCUGCCGACUGGGCACCACAUGGGCCUCGGCCUCGUGCCUAGCCACCUGCCGGGCGGUCCGCCGCCCCAGCAGCGGACCCUCGUGAGCCAAGACAGCAUAGAGCACUCCCAGGAACCCCAGAUAACCCACUCGAGCCCCAAGAGUAGAGCUAAGCACGUGACCUGGACUGGCGGCUCAACGCACGGGGAGGAGAGCGCCGUGUAGCCCCCCAGGCGGCAGGGCACGGCACCGAGGGCCUCGCAGCGCCUCCCUUCAGGAAUCAGGUCCCGUGGUGGUGCACGUUGACAGCCGCGUGAGGGAUGGCUCACUGUGUUCUCCGUGUUUUCCGUGUGGAAGUGUAACAAGUUACUAAACACAUGGAAAUAUGUAACCUCACACACACACACACACACACACACACACACACACACACACACACACACAACACACACACACAUUCUCUCUCUCUCUCUCUCUCUCUCUCUCUCUCGGUGCUCCAUAGUGCAGGGGUAAGUACGAUGUGCUCAUAACCAAGAGAUCCUGGAUUCGGUUACCGAUCACCGGGAGCAGUGGAGACGGAUGGGCAGUAUUCUUUAGCCUGUGUCCACCCAGCAGUGUAAGGGGGCCGGGUGUCAGACGGAGGUAAUGUGGUCUACCAUUGCCAAGAGCGACUAGCCCAAACUAGCCUUCAAACGUGGGUCAGUUCAGGAAGAUACCAAUAGAAUUACUCUCUCUCUCUCUCUCUCUCUCUCUCUCUCUCUCUCUCUCUCUCUCUCUCUCUCUCUCUCUCACACACACACACACUGGCGAAAGCGAGUCCAACUCGUGAUCAGGCCGUGGUGAAUUACACACAGGUAGCUGCUCAGUUCUUUUAUUCUUUGAUCUUUGCACAAUCAGCACUCUUUACAAGAGAAAACAUUUUUUCACUUUGCAACUCAAUCUCGGCUGAACACUGAGGCACACUGCCAACAUGACUCUUGUUACACAGGCGGAAAUAAAGGGAAAAGUAAUGGAAGAAGACAAAAACGUUUUAAAACCAAAUGUGGCAGGAGACGCAGGAUUUUUUUCAACUUUUCAUCCCAGCGCACCUGCUCCUCCUCCCACGUCCUUCCCCUCACCCUCUUUUCUGCUGUACAAAGGCUGCUUUCCUCGUUCCAACGGUUGGGCCUCGUCAACUGGUCAUGUUCCAAACCUCGCCACUCACUGUCUCAUGAGGAGCAAAAUAAGACGUAGGCUGUUCAUUCCAAGGAAUCACUAAAGCGGUUUUCCUCAUUUGUGGUCUUUUGCUACCUUCUUCUUCUUCUAUAAAUAUCAACACUUCCU